Molecule: messenger RNA, 243 nt
Organism: Colletotrichum abscissum
Lineage: Eukaryota; Fungi; Ascomycota; Sordariomycetes; Glomerellales; Glomerellaceae
Exons: 1
Coding region: 1-243 (80 amino acids)
Source: RefSeq, a predicted model, not a curated record
AUGGUGCUCGCUGUAAGCAUCGUCUUGGCUCUCAUCUUGUUUCUCCUGUGCGGCUGGCCUCGUCGCUUCGAUCGAUUAAACACAUACAAGGAUUGUACGGCGCGGCCGAAGAAUGACGAGCUGAGCUUUCAAGAUAACAUUGAUUCUGGAAAUGCCGUGCAAUGCGCUCGGCAGUUCAUCUAUCUAGUGAUGGAAGGAGCGUGGGGCCAGCAAGAUCGUCGUGCCAUCAAAAAACGCCUCUAG